Messenger RNA from Cygnus atratus (black swan), 1007 nucleotides. It is a transcript of the gene TRARG1, whose product is annotated as trafficking regulator of GLUT4 (SLC2A4) 1. The record is from RefSeq and is a predicted model, not a curated record. The coding region runs from base 1 to 528 and encodes 175 amino acids. The transcript has 3 exons. NCBI's taxonomy places the organism in Eukaryota, Metazoa, Chordata, Aves, Anseriformes, Anatidae. Gene Ontology annotation, cellular component: membrane.
AUGGCGAGCGGCACCGCCGCGCCCCCGGGCUCGGGCUCGGGCUCGGGUUCGGGCUCGGGCUCGGCGCUGCCCUCCCGGCUCCAGGAGACCGAGAAGCUGCUGGCGGCUACCGAAGGGCUCCGAGGCUCCAAAUCCUUCACGGCGGCGCUGGCCGGCGAGGCGGAGCGCAACGGGCACGGGCUCGGCUACAAGUCGGUGUCCGUCGGGCACCUGGACGCGGCCCCGCUGUCGCCGUCGCGGCUCAGCCUGGGCAGAGCCUCCUCCACCGGCACCAGCACGGCGCCGCCCGAGCAGGGCCGCCCGCGGGACUACCUGGUGCUCGCCAUCUUCUCCUGCUUCUGCCCCGUCUGGCCCAUCAACGUGGUGGCCCUCGUCUUCUCCAUCAUGUCGAGGAACAGCGGGCAGCAGGGGGACAUGGACGGAGCGCGGCGCCUCGGCCGCAUGGCCCGCCUGCUCAGCAUCGUCUCCAUCGUCCUGGGGACCAUCAUCAUCGUGCUCUACAUUUCACUCAGCAUCAGAGUUUCCUAGAAGACAUUUUAGCAUGCAAAUACCUCGAAGAGGAGGAAGACAACUCUCCUUUUGGGGUUUUUACUUUCAGCCUCACAACAAAAACUUGUCACAGCGUAGGGGGGCCGCCCUGGAGGAACGCGUGCUUCUGCUCCGCCGCCCCCUGGGAACAAGCCCGGAUGAGGGCUAGGACGAAAACAUCACGAGGAGGGAUGGGGAAGAGCUUCGGGUGCCGAGUGGAGAGGAGAAGGGGGAAACCCACUACCUCAUUCCCCUCCAGCAAAACUGACGGAGCGGGGAGACAACUCCUGGCGAAGGGCAAGGAGGGAGUUUCGGGAACGACGCUUAUUUUAAAGAAAACCUAAGGACGGACCAGGACACUUUGAGGAAUCCCCUCUAAGAAUUUUGGCACAAGCGACUGUGUUGUUGGGGGGUUGUUGGUUUUUAAAUCAUUACGUUAUCUGUCUCUACGACAAAAAAAACAAAAGCUCAAACUGCCA